AUUACUAUAAACAGCACAUCGAAAGCAUGGUCCUCUUGGCUGAAAAAAUGAAGAAGAAAAGAAAACUGGCUGAUAUGAAUCCAGAUGUUGUCAAGGCCUCUAGCAAGACAGAAACAGCUCAAACAACAAAACCCAAGAUCCCAUCAAAGAAUGUUAAAAAAAAUAAAAAGAAAUCUCAAGCCAAAGCAGAAAAACUAGAAGACAAAUUAAAAGCCCAAGAUCCUGAAUUCUACGAAUUUCUGAAGAAUGAAGAUGAAAGUUUACUAAACUUUGAUGAGAGUGAUGAAGAUUUGAAUGAGGAAGAUGACCUCGGUCUUAGUGAUGAGUCAUCAGAUGAUGAGACACAGACCAAAACUGUAUCUGUGAAAGGAAUGAAAGGAAAAGUGGUGGUGGGAAAAAAGAGGGGUGCCAAGGAAGAAGACCUGGAUGAUAUCCUGUCCACAAGUGAAGAUGAAGAUAGUGAAGAAGAAGAGUCAGACACUGAGACUGGAGGGAAAUUUCAUAAACUUCCAUCAAAGCUAGAGGUUGCUAGUGAUGAGGAUGAGGAUGAAGAAGAUGAAGGGGAAGAAGAUGAAGAGGAAGAUGAAGCAACUAAACCAAAGGGAGGGAGGAUGCAAGGCACACUUGUAACUGUCAAGAUGAUCUCUCACUGGAGCAAAGCUCUGGAGGAGAAGCCAUCUGCCAGUUUGAUUAAAGAUGUGAUCUGUGCAUUUAAAGCAGCUGUGAAGCAAGCUGGUCAUGAGACAGAGGUCAACAAGUACAGGGUGGAGGGCAGCAAAGUGUUUAAUGGCAUAGUGAGGCUCUGUCUCGCUCACAUGUCUCCCGCUCUCCAUAAAGUGACCAGUGUACCCCAAACCACCGACCUACAGAAACCAGUCGUCCCCAACCAACAGAGCAAGAAAUGGAAGACCGUCAAACUGGACACCAAGACGUACCUCACACACCUCUUACAUUUAUUGGGUGAGAUGACAGAGUCGACCAUGUUGAAUGUGAUUCUGAAACAUGUACACAGACUGGUGGCUUUCUACUCAGUCUUCCCAAAACUGGUCAAACUCAUGAUGAAGAAAAUGAUAUCAAUGUGGAGUAAAGGGGAGGAAACCACGCGAGUCCUGGCCUUCCUGUGUCUGAACAAGGUGGUGCUAAUCUCCAAAAAAAGCCUGCUUGAACCUUGUAUGAAGGCAAUGUACAUGUCAUAUGUGAAGAACUCCAAGUUCACUUCCCCCACCACCAUCCCUCUGAUCAACUUCAUGCAGAUGUCCAUGGUCGAAAUCUUCGCCAUUGACCUGACCCAGGCCUACCAACAUGCUUUCAUCUACAUCAGACAGUUGGCGAUCCAUCUACGCAACGCCAUCACUGUCAAAAAGAAGGAGAAUUGUCAAGCGGUGUACAACUGGCAGUUUGUUCGGUGCUUGGAGUUCUGGGUUCGAUUAUUGAGUAGCAGUCACCCCAGUGAGGCUCUCCGCCCUUUGAUUUAUCCGCUCACUCAGACUAUCUUGGGAACAAUCAAGUUGAUUCCUACAGCUAGGUACUAUCCUCUGAGGUUUCACCUGGUUCGGGCCUUGAAUCGCCUGUCUAAAGCUACUGACACUUACAUACCUGUUCUGCCAUUGAUUUUGGAGGUUCUGGAGCAAACCGACUUCAACAAACGUCACAAGACGGUCAGCCUUAAACCUUUCAACUUUGCCUGCAUCCUUAAGUUUUCAAAGGCACAACUUCAAGAGAAGGCAUUUAAAGAUGGUUUGAUAGAUCAGCUGUAUGAGCUACUGCUGGAACAGCUCCACGUUCACGCCAGCUCCGUCGGUUUUCCUGAGCUGGUUCUCCCAGGGAUAAUUCAGCUGCGAGACUUUUUGAAGAAAUGUAAGGUGGCCAAUUACUGCAAGCAGAUCAAACAAAUAGUUGACAAAGUGGAUGACAACACCAAGUUUAUCAACAACAGAAGAAAGUCUGCCAACAUUAAGCUGUCUGACACUAAGGCUGUGGCGGCAUGGGAGAGAGAAUGCAGGGAAGCUGGUACACCGCUGGACAAAUUCUUCAACAACUGGAGAAAGCUACGAGAUGUAGAACUUCAGCACCAGAUCGCACAGAAAGACCUUAUUGUGGGUGUGGAUGAAAUGCCCAGAAUUGAGCGCCAGAGGGGGCCAAUCAAAGCAUCAGAAGAAGACAAGAAGGAGUUUGGGGCCUUGUUUGAUGAGUCGGACAGUGAUGAUGACACCAGAUUUCUUCUGAAAGAGGAGCGUCCAGUUAAAAAACAAAAGACCAGCCAUGGUGAUAGUUCAGAUGAGAGUCAAGACUAUAGUGAUUUUGACAGUGAUGAACUUGAAAUCUUAGCGAGGUCCGGAGAUGAAGAUUCUGAUGAAGAAUUCAUGGAUGAUGAAGAAAUUAAUGAAGUAGGAGGGAGCAAUGAUGAUGAUGAUGAUGAUGAUGAUGAUGAUGAGAUGAAUGGUGUAGAUGAGGAGGAAGAAGGAGAGGAGGGAGAAGACAGCAAUGAAGAUGAAAGCGAUGAGCUGGAGGACAUUGAUGAUAAAGAGGACAUUGUCAAGAACUUUGAGUUAUCAGAUUCAGAUUGAGCUCAAAUAAUGCAUUUUAAAUAAAAAGAAAUGUAUUGAAAA
This is a messenger RNA of Magallana angulata, 2609 nucleotides long. Its product is annotated as nucleolar complex protein 2 homolog. Gene Ontology annotation, biological process: ribosomal large subunit biogenesis; negative regulation of transcription by RNA polymerase II. Gene Ontology annotation, cellular component: Noc1p-Noc2p complex; Noc2p-Noc3p complex; nucleoplasm. The record is from RefSeq and is a predicted model, not a curated record. The coding region runs from base 27 to 2567 and encodes 846 amino acids. NCBI's taxonomy places the organism in Eukaryota, Metazoa, Mollusca, Bivalvia, Ostreida, Ostreidae. Gene Ontology annotation, molecular function: histone binding; transcription corepressor activity. The transcript has 18 exons.